AUGGUGUCCGACUUCAGAAAGAAGAAGCUACUGCACUUGUUCAAUCAGUUCUUCGACACCAACAGCAGCGGUUCGAUAGAGAAAAAAGACUUCGAGUUAGCGGCGCAGACAAUUUCGAAACUACGAGGAUGGAAGGAAGGUGAUGCCAAGUACAAGGAGACUUUGGACUCAUUACUUAGGAUCUGGGAUGGUUUACAAAGUGCAGCAGAUUCAAAUAAGGAUGGCGAGGUGACCGCUGAUGAAUGGGUGUCCAUGUGGGAAGCUUACGCGAAGAAUCCGUCAUCUGCUCAUGACUGGCAAAAUCAGUACUGCAAAUUCACUUUCAAUCUAGAAGACGCCACUGGUGAUGGAUCUAUUGACAGUGAGGAGUUCUCAUCUGUUUAUGCUUCGUUUGGCCUAAACAAGGAUGACGCCGUGUUAGCUUUCCAGAAGUUAGCAAAAGGCAAGUCCAGUAUCACCUGGCCAGAGUUCCAAGAAUUGUGGAAGGAGUACUUCGUUACGGAAGAUCCUAACGCACCGGGCAAUUUCAUCUUCGGAAAGUCUAGCUUCUAG
Parnassius mnemosyne (clouded apollo) is the source of this 552-nucleotide messenger RNA. Lineage: Eukaryota; Metazoa; Arthropoda; Insecta; Lepidoptera; Papilionidae. The record is from the annotation of a GenBank genome assembly.